CAUCAACAAUCUAGCCGGCAACGGCAAUAAAUUUGCAUUCGACAAUAUUUUGAUAUAUAUAUUUUUACCCAGAAGUGCUUUUGUUUGUUUACAACUGCGAUCAUAUAACUGUGUACGAUCGGACAUUAGCCGUAAUUAACAGAAGUGAUAGCUUCUAGAGCACGCAACGGCACUGGCGAAGGGGGAGGGGCUAUAAACGUGGGAUUGAAAAGCGUCGAACUUUGACAAAAUGUCAGCCACGCUACGUUACCGCGGCGAUAAGAGUAAUUUGCUCGAGUUCGCCAAAAAUCUGGAUGCGUUCAAAAAGGUGCCGGAGAAGUACACAGAGACGACGGAGAUUGGCGGCACACUUUCUCUGCUGAGCCGCCUGCUGAUCGUUUAUCUGGUCUAUACGGAACUGCGUUAUUAUUGGCAUGAAACGGAUAUUAUUUACCAGUUUCAGCCAGAUAUGGCACUGGAUGAGCAAGUGCAGAUGCAUGUGGACAUCACUGUGGCAAUGCCAUGUGCCUCGCUGUCCGGCGUUGAUCUCAUGGAUGAGACGCAACAGGAUGUCUUUGCCUAUGGCACACUACAGCGCGAGGGUGUCUGGUGGCAAAUGUCGGAUGCGGAUCGUCGUCAAUUUCAAUCGAUGCAGAUAACCAAUCACUAUUUGCGUGAGGAAUACCAUUCCGUCGCUGAUAUACUCUUCAAGGAUAUUCUACGUGAACGCCAUGAUACGCAUACGCUGAAACCGGAGAGCGAAACGCAUACCGUUGCGGCUGCUCCACCGCCACCAGGUGCACUGCAGCAACAUCCGCAGCAGUUGCAUGAAUUGCCACAACCGGAGACCAAGUUCGAUGCAUGUCGCUUGCACGGCACGCUGGGCAUCAACAAGGUUGCCGGCGUAUUGCAUUUGGUGGGUGGUGCACAGCCAGUGGUUGGACUGUUUGAGGAUCAUUGGAUGAUUGAGUUUCGUCGCAUGCCCGCCAACUUUACACAUCGUAUUAACCGGCUCAGUUUUGGGCAAUACUCGCGUCGCAUCGUACAGCCGCUGGAGGGUGACGAGAGAAUCAUCAACGAGGAGGCCACCACAGUGCAAUACUUUAUCAAGGUGGUGCCCACAGAAAUCCAGCAUACGUUUAGCACAAUCAGCACAUUCCAAUACGCCGUUACGGAGAACGUGCGCAAGCUGGACUCGGAACGCAACUCAUAUGGAUCGCCGGGCAUCUAUUUUAAGUACGACUGGUCCGCAUUGAAGAUAGUUGUAAGCCACGAUCGCGAUUAUUUGGUGACCUUUAUCAUACGUCUUUGCUCCAUCAUAUCGGGCAUUAUUGUUAUUUCUGGCGCCGCUAAUGCGCUGCUUCUGACGGUUCAACGCUGCCUGCUGCGCACCUUUGCACCGCAGCUUUACCAGCGUCAGCUCUAUGCCUCUUCAAAUGUGUCUGCACCGACGGUUAGCGUUGCCGUCCCUGUUGCGGCGCCUAUAAUGCCGGCAGUGCCCGUUAAUGAGCUGCUACACACUGCCAAUCUGAUGGCCAAAGUGGAUAUAUCGGCGUAUUUGCCGACUGCACCGCCAAAGUCUGAUAAAUAGCGCUGGCUCUUGGCCACAGAUGGCUCACAAGUGGCCACCACCAAAUGGCUAUCAAGUACAAAGCGUAAUCUCAGUUAAAUCAAUGUCGAAUUCUUUAUACGAGUAUGUAUACAUACAUACAUAUACAUGUAUCUUUAUUUCUUUAGUUUCCUCCUGUCACUAUGUAUUCAUAAUUAUUAUUAAGCCAAAACAAAAUUAUAAAAAAUGAACACAAACCCCACUUGU
This is a messenger RNA of Drosophila innubila, 1795 nucleotides long. Its product is annotated as endoplasmic reticulum-Golgi intermediate compartment protein 2. The transcript has 4 exons. Gene Ontology annotation, biological process: endoplasmic reticulum to Golgi vesicle-mediated transport; retrograde vesicle-mediated transport, Golgi to endoplasmic reticulum. Gene Ontology annotation, cellular component: COPII-coated ER to Golgi transport vesicle; endoplasmic reticulum; membrane. The record is from RefSeq and is a predicted model, not a curated record. The coding region runs from base 230 to 1570 and encodes 446 amino acids. Lineage: Eukaryota; Metazoa; Arthropoda; Insecta; Diptera; Drosophilidae.